AUGUUAGAAUUUGCUAAAGAAGAAAUUAGUGCUUUUUUAAAUAAGAAUAAUAUAAAGGAAUUGUUAUUUGUACCUUUUGCUCAAAACAACUUUGAUGAUUAUACCAACAAAAUUAAAGGAAUUAUAGAUCAUUGGGGAUUCUCUGUAACUGGAUUGCAUACUUAUCCAGAACCUAAGAAAGCAGUUAGCUCUGCUAAGGCAAUCUUCAUUGGUGGUGGAAACACAUUUUUACUCCUUGAUAGGUUAUACACUCACAACUUAGUUGAUCUUAUAAAGACCAGAGUGCUUGAUGGAAAAUUAGCUUACAUAGGAAGUAGCGCUGGAACAAAUGUAGCUACUAAAAGCAUUCAUACAACAAAUGAUAUGCCUAUAAUAUAUCCACCAUCUUUUGAAGCCAUUGGAUUGGUGCCUUUUAAUAUCAAUCCUCACUAUACUGAUAAGAAUGAAAAUGAAAUGCAUAAAGGUGAAACUAGAGACCAGAGAAUUAGCGAAUAUAUUAGCAUGCCUCAUGCAAAUCCAGUUUUAGGAUUAAGAGAAGGUUCUAUAUUACAUGUAGAUGGUAAUUCAUUAAUUCUCAAAGGAGUUGCUGGUGCUGUCUUGUUCCAAAAGGGAGGAAAGAAAACAGAAUAUAGUGUUGGACAAAAUAUAUCAUUUUUAUUGGAAGAACAGAAAAGUUAUUAA
Messenger RNA from Parnassius apollo (apollo), 681 nucleotides. The record is from the annotation of a GenBank genome assembly. NCBI's taxonomy places the organism in Eukaryota, Metazoa, Arthropoda, Insecta, Lepidoptera, Papilionidae.